Candidula unifasciata is the source of this 3516-nucleotide messenger RNA. The record is from the annotation of a GenBank genome assembly. NCBI's taxonomy places the organism in Eukaryota, Metazoa, Mollusca, Gastropoda, Stylommatophora, Geomitridae.
AUGUAGAACCUCCCGUGUUUCCCUAUGGCUGCCCUGCUGACAUUGAAACCCAUGCUGGUCCAUUGGGAAUCCCAGCUACUGUGAUUUAUGAAUACCCAGUGGUUACUGAAAAUUCUGACGAAGCUGUCAACAUUACUGCCGAGCCUGAGUUAGGAUCUGAGUUCAGCAUCGGAGCUACUAACAUUACCAUAACCGCCACUGAUUCAGAGGGAAACACUGCUCAUUGUCAAUUUCUUGUCAUAGUUAAAGAAAUUUCUUGUGAGAAGCCUAAUUUUGAUUCUACUGGAAAAUAUAUGGAAUAUGAUUGUCCAGAUCACUUUGUGUAUGGCGCCAACUGUUCAUUAAUGUGCUCUGAUGGAAAACAUGUACGGGGACCAUCUUUGAUAACAUGCGUCAAGACAGGCAACGAGGAAAAACUCUCGUGGACAUGGUCCGGUGAUAUGGCACCCUAUUGUGAAUCUGAAAUUUGUCCAAAAUUAAAGACACCAAAACAUGGUUCCUUGAUUUGUACCAAGAUUUUUAGUAGUGAAGAUCAGCAGUGCAUUGUACAAUGUGAGGACCAGUAUAUGUAUCCGAUGACAGCCCCUGAAAUAUUUAUGUGUCUUCAGAGUGUAGGAGAGUGGUCUCAUGACGGACUUGUGCCAGACUGUUUCGAGAGACGCAAGCCCAAGAGAUUUAUGGCAAAGCUUAGUUUUUACUAUCUUGCCUCCAGCUGCGAUGAUCAGAAUAUAGAAAUCAAGAAGAAGCUUACCACAGCACUAAAUACAGCUUUGAAAGUUGUCUGCAAAAGAAGUCUGAAAUGUAACAUCAGUGAAGUGACCAUCCUGUGUUCCUCGCAUCGUCGUAAAAAACGAACCGUGGGUGUGAACAGUAUAAGGCUCGAGAUUCUUGUACAGAUCGACUUGGGGGACUACGAAGACAAAGGGAGCCCAUCUGAGACUAUGGAGCACUAUGAUGAAGUGGUGGAACGAAUUAAUCUGGCAUUAAUAUCAAGUGCUGAGCAAGACAUCUUUAACAUACCCGACAUAGGAACAUUUGAAAGCUUAGAUUAUGCACAGCCCGUCUUCACGUGUGAUUCAGGGAAACUUUUAGUCCAGAGCACAAUGUCUUGCUCUGGCUGUGGUACAGGACACAUGUUGGACAACUCCACAAACUCUUGCAUUCCCUGUCCUCGGGGAACGUAUCAAAGUGGUGACAGCUCUACAUCCUGUACUCAGUGUCCUGAGGGUAUGAGUACAGCGGACACACAAUCUGCUUCAGAAGAUCAGUGCUUAAUUUUGUGCAAGCCUGGUGAGGUUUCCGUGACCGGACUGGAACCCUGUUCUCCUUGUCAAAAAGGCAGCUAUCAAGAAAAGAAGGGCAUGGCUGAAUGCGAAUUUUGUCCUUUUGGCAUGAUGACCUCAUUAGAAAGUUCUACUUCUAGCUCGGAUUGUCUUUUUUACAAUGUCCGGAUGGACAAAGAUACAUCUCACGCCAUUGUUCAGCUGCCUGAUCUUUACCCCACAAGCUUUACUUUACUAAUGUGGGCACACCCAGUUUCCAGCAACCAAAAGGAGGUUCUCGAUUUUUCAUUAGAUGGCAGUCACACCAAGAACAUGUCUGCAUAUUUCAACCUGGGCAGUGUCAAACUGUUUGUAACACCCAGCAAUUUAGGAAAUAUUUCAGGUGUAAGGAAAUGGUAUCAUGUGGCUCUUGUGCUUAUGAAUGAAACAACUAUUUUGUAUGUUCAUGGCAAAGAAGUUAUGAGAGCGGAAACUCCUCACACGGCAGAAUUUACAAAUACAAAAUUUAUGUUCUCACCUUCUGAUUUAUUAAAAUCUGUUGUCGUUAGUGGUGUCCAGAUGACUUCUUCAGCUCUGUUGGAGGAGGAAGUGCUAAACUUUUCAACAUCCUGUAAUGGUCAGGUAGAGAAGAACAUCCUAGGAAUCAGCAAAAUAGACACCACUUUGGUAACUCUCAGUACUUGUGAUGAUGUGAACGACUGUGCUGGCAACCCCUGUGGUGAGUUUGGUACCUGCAUUGAUCAGCCUGGUAGUUUUGCUUGUCUCUGUGACCAACCCUGGUCAGGUGAUCGGUGUCAAGUGGUGCCAGAUUUCUGCCUUGAUCACAGCUGUGCAGAGGGGUCCACAUGUGUUAACAACCCUAGAAACAAGACGUAUGUUUGUUCAUGUCCUUCAGGUUAUGCUGGAAACCUGUGUCAUGACAUAAUUGUGAAUGGAAACUGGGCUCAGUGGGAAGAAUGGGGGCUAUGUUCAGUUGCUUGUGGUUCAGGGCACAGGUCAAGAAUUCGGAGAUGUAAUAAUCCCAAGCCUAAUCUAGUGGGUCAGUAUUGUCCUGGAAGUGAAACAGAGAGGGAAAGUUGUGAAGAAAAACCUUGUGCUGUUGAUGGACACUGGAGUGAGUGGUCAUUGUGGACUUACAGUGCCACUUGUGGAAAAGUAACUGCAUUCAGACAAAGAAUGUGUAACAAUCCUGCUCCAAGUCAUGGAGGGAGUUUAUGUCUGGGUGUGAAAACUGAAUUUCAAACUUAUGAAAACAAGAUAUGUCCAGUUGACGGAUUGUUUGGUCUGUGGUCAGAGUGGUCACAGUGUAGUGCUACAUGCGGUGGAGGGUCAUCUAGGAGAAGUCGUGUCUGUGACAGUCCACCACCUUCCCAUGGAGGUGUCCAGUGUAACAGUAGCCAGGCAGCAGAGACCAGAUUGUGCAGUGUUCAUAAUUGUCCCAAAUGCAAGGUAUUAAACACCUCAGAGACUGGUGAAUCGUUAAAUUGUGCCUACAAUCAAACUGUCGACAUGACAGUUUGCCACAUUAUGUGUGAACCUGGAAUGGUGAUGGUACCUAAUGAUCUUAAUGAGUUUCAGUGUGGACAGUUGACAAAUUAUACAUGGUCGCAUCAGACAAAGGAAAACCCUACUGGAAUUCUUCCUAAGUGUACAGAUGCGAAAAUACCAUCUUCACAAAAGACGUCAUUAAAUGUCAUUUUUGAAAACAUCAACUGCAGCAAACUACCAGCAAUUUCAGAGUUUAAAAAUUCCAUAAACAGCAACCUGGAGCAAACAGUUGAGUGCAAGGGCAUCGUUGGCUGCAGCAUUCACAUCCAGACCACGUUAUCCUGUGGACAACAACAACAAUCCUCAAUAGGUUCUCUUCUUGUGAUGAUAAGCAUGGAGAUUUCUCAAACAGGACAACAUUCAGAGUAUCUAAGUUCACUCUCAGAAAGUGAAAUAACAGUUCAGAUGAACCGUCUGCAACUGAUUGAAAACAUAACACUUCAGCUGAUGAAUCAGUUCAGCAACAUUUAUGAACUUAAUGUCCAAGGUGUCAAAUACAAUGGAAAAAUUAGUUCUGCUAAAGCAGAAGUGAAAUGUCCCCAAGACGGCUCUGGAUUUUUGGAGGGAGUUUGUGUGAAUUGUCCCUCUGGGUUCUAUUCUGACAGCAAGGGCUCCUGUGUUCGAUGUGGUAAAGGAUUCUACCAGAAUAAAGCUAGAAUGUCAUCUUGUGUUCAGUGCCCAGAAG